Messenger RNA from Loa loa (African eye worm), 154 nucleotides. RefSeq lists its product as hypothetical. The record is from RefSeq and is a predicted model, not a curated record. Lineage: Eukaryota; Metazoa; Nematoda; Chromadorea; Rhabditida; Onchocercidae. The annotation marks the transcript as partial. The transcript has a single exon.
UAUUGAUGGGCGCAAAUUAGAAUUGGAUGCGGAAAAUGAACAAAGUGCUAAUAAAUGGUUUAAUGCAUUGCAACAUCGAUGUGAAAAUAUUGAAAUGAUUACAAGUAUUAGAAGAAAAAAGGACGAUCAUUACGCUUUGAAACUACAUCAGUAA